Messenger RNA from Ailuropoda melanoleuca (giant panda), 1248 nucleotides. RefSeq names its product claudin 6 (gene CLDN6). Gene Ontology annotation, cellular component: bicellular tight junction; membrane. Gene Ontology annotation, molecular function: structural molecule activity. Lineage: Eukaryota; Metazoa; Chordata; Mammalia; Carnivora; Ursidae. The record is from RefSeq and is a predicted model, not a curated record.
AACCUCAACUUUGCCAUGGCUUCUGCUGGUCUGCAAAUCCUGGGGAUCAUCCUGACACUGCUUGGCUGGGUGAAUGCUCUGGUGUCCUGUGCCCUGCCGUGGAAGGUGACCGCCUUCAUCGGCAACAGCAUCGUGGUGGCCCAGGUGGUGUGGGAGGGGCUGUGGAUGUCCUGCGUGGUGCAGAGCACGGGCCAGAUGCAGUGCAAGGUGUAUGACUCCCUGCUGGCACUGCCCCAGGACCUGCAGGCUGCCCGCGCCCUCUGCGUCGUCGCCCUCCUAGUGGCCCUGCUCGGGCUGCUGGUCUACCUUGCGGGAGCCAAGUGUACCACCUGUGUGGAGGACAAGGACUCCAAGGCCCGUCUGGUGCUAGUCUCUGGGAUCAUCUUUGUCAUCUCAGGGGUUCUGAUCCUGAUCCCCAUCUGCUGGACGGCUCACGCCAUCAUCCGGGACUUCUACAACCCCCUGGUGUCAGACGCCCAAAAGCGGGAGCUGGGAGCCUCCCUCUACUUGGGCUGGGCAGCCUCUGGCCUUUUGUUGCUGGGCGGGGGGCUUCUGUGCUGCACCUGCCCCUCUGGGGGCUCCCGGGGCUCGAGCCAUUAUAUGGCCCGAUACUCGGCGUCAGCCGCACAUGCCACCCCUCAGGGUGCCCCUGAGUACCCCACUAAGAAUUAUGUCUAAUUCUGGUAAGGGAGUGGAGACUCCCUCGACCGUGGAGCCUAACCCCCUGAACUGGAGACAUCGAGAUGGUGAUCCAGACAGCGUGGGGGUUUUUAUCUUUUUUGCUUUUGGGGGGAGGGGUAUUUUCAAAAUUCAUUUGAUAACCUAACCAAGGAGCCCAAGUCUUUCCUGGGCUGUGCUGUUGGUCUUUCUCACCUUCGGAUGAAGAAGCCAAGGAGGUGAUGCUUCACGGUUUCUGGAUCUUCCUCCACGAUCUUGGAGGCCAACCUGGAGCUGUGGGCCAACAUAAAGGCUGCCUGCUGUUUCAGCCUGUCCCUGAGUCCCGCCCUACUAGUCAGGCCUCUGGAACCCUGAGGGCUCUUGAACCUCACGUGGCCUUUAGAAGAGCAGAUGAUAAGUCACCAACACCAAAGAACUGCCCGCCUCCAAGUCUUCUGACCUCUGGCUCCUCUAACUGGAGUCCCGUCCCAGCUGUGCUGUAGACCCCCCCUCCCCCGCAUCCUCUCACCUUCAGCCCCUGCACACUUGUGCCAUGCCUCCCCCACACACUCACCAGUUUUUGCUAAAUAA